AUGCUCGACACAGGUGCUUCCGACGUGUCAACCGCUGGCCUAGACCAAUUCCAUGCCUGGCAGCGCGAAGACCACUGCGCUACCCUCGAUACCACCCGCGCAGGCCAGACAGGCAUCUCCUUUGGAGAUGGACCCCGGAUUGUGUCUACCAACGAAGUCGUCCGCGAUGACAUUCGCGUUCCCGCAGUACGUAAAUGGGGCCACGCAUGGUUCCAUCUAGCUAGACUCCACCGACUGCUUAGGUGUGCCGGGCAUGAUGAUAUUGAUGAGCAGUCAAUCCGUGAGAUCACGAGGAUGUGCCACCACUGUCAAAUCAACGGCACCUCCCCCCAACGCUUCAGGUUUACCCUUAGAGACGACCGCGAGUUCAAUUUCGAGAUAACCGCGGAUGUAGUCCAAAUAGGCGGAAAGCCUGUGCUACACGUGAUCGACGAAGCCACAGCGUUCCAAGGCGCCAGGCAGGUACCUAUCGAAGCCCACAACUCGAUUGGAAAGGUAGAAAAGGCACACGGCCCCCUCCGCCGCGCCUACGAUAUCCUCCAAGCAGAGUUGGUCAAUGACACAGCCGGCCCGGAUGGCCUUGUCCCUACCCUCCUCGUCUUCGGCGCAUACCCACGAAUCAACCACGAUUCACCGCCCUCUCCCCCUAUGAUCAAGCGCGCAGAGGCUAUUCGGAAAGCCAUGGCAGCUCUGCACCGUGCUGCCGCUGCCCGUCAGAGCUUCCUGCAGAGCGAGGUCCUCGUGUGGAGAGAGGCUGACGGCUGGACCGGCCCGUGGAUCGUUAUCGGCAAUAACGGCCACGAAAUAACAAUCAAUCAUGUCAAUGGCCCCCGCAACUUCAGGAUCACAGAGGUCAAGAAAUACCACCGUGAUCCUCAGGCCCUCAUCACAACCCCACGACGACUCGCAGCCAAAUCCCGACGAGUCGACCCCAAUGCACCCCCUAACCCCGAUCAAGAUGAUGCCCCUGCCCCUGUGCUCCUACCUGAACAACGCCGACGAGGACGCCCCAAAGGCUCCAAGAACAAGCCCAAGACCGGCGUAGCCAACCUGUCAAAGAAGGAAGUUAAUCACUAUGAUCACGCUUCCGAUACCCAAGAGAUUAACAACCUAAUCGCACAGGGUGUGUUUGAGUUCAUUCGUUUCGACCCCGUGGCCCACAAAGGCCAAAGACUCUUUAAAGCACGCAUGGUCCGCGAAGUUAAAGGACUCGGACCAACCACAAGGCCCUACGAGAAAUCCCGUCUCUCCAAAACCCCCCUGAAUCCAGAGUCAGGUCUCCAUUGGUUCGUGACAUAUUAUAGGCAUCAUCCCGCCGGCUUCGGCAUGGUCGCUAUGCAGACGGAUGACACCCUCCUCCUCGCCUCCCUGAGUUCGCGGCCGCAGAAGAAAGAGAGAUCCAGAAGGCUAAGCUCCGCUCGAAACCAAGGAGCCAGCUAUCGGCCGCGACUCCUCGAGUUUAAUGACCGACAACCUGCAACGAGGACUCCGCUAUGUUCCUUGGCCUUUUCGACUGCGAAGCUAAUGGUAUUCACGGACGGUUCGUUCGCGAACAACAAAGACCUAAGCUCACAACUGGGCUUUGUUAUUGUGCUCGCCAACGAGGAACAGAGCCCUGCUGAUUUCACGAUCAGAGGCAAUGUCCUGCACUGGUCAUCUACGAAGAGCAAGCGAGUGACCCGGAGCGUGCUAGCCUCGGAGAUCUACGGCAUGGUCCAAGGUUUCGAUAUGGCCAUUGUCAUCGCGACCACCCUGCAGGCUAUUGUCAAGCAGCUGGACCUACCCCCGACUCCCCUCAUUGUCUGCACCGACUCAUACUCGCUAUACGAAUGCCUCGUAAAGCUCGGGACCACGAAAGAGAAGCGACUCAUGAUUGAUAUCAUGGCGCUAAGGCAGUCCUACGAGCAGCGCGAGAUGGCAGAGAUCCGUUGGAUCAAUGGGGAUGACAACCCGGCUGAUGCGAUGACCAGCAGCACCCAACCGUGCUUUGGAACGGUUGAUUGA
Hirsutella rhossiliensis is the source of this 2004-nucleotide messenger RNA. Its product is annotated as transposase. The transcript is spliced from 11 exons. Lineage: Eukaryota; Fungi; Ascomycota; Sordariomycetes; Hypocreales; Ophiocordycipitaceae. Bases 1 to 2004 code for a protein of 667 amino acids. The record is from RefSeq and is a predicted model, not a curated record. Gene Ontology annotation, molecular function: nucleic acid binding.